AUGUACAAUGCUACUCGCUUGGUCCUUGAAAAAAUUGCCAUUGAUCGUCGGGUAUCAUAUUCUCAACGUGGGGAUGCUAAAUCUGCUCUAAAAAAGUUGGUAUCAUUUGAUUUCGUAUUUAUCUUACAUCUUAUGGAAGAUCUUAUAGGAUAUAUAGAUGGUCUUUGUCGAGCUUUGCAGCAUAAAUCACAAGACAUUUUAAAUGCUAUGCAUUUAGUUGUUGGUACAAAAUCCUUUAUUCAAAAUUUUAGAGAUAACGGUAGGGAAUCCCUUUUACAAAAGGUACAAUCAUUCUGCCUUAAACAUGAUACUCAAAUACUGGAUAUGCAGGUUGCUUAUUCUGAUAUAAUUCGAUCUCGACGCAACAAAGACACCAUAAUAGUGGAGCAUCAUUAUCGGGUGGAUGUGUUUAAUGCAGCUGUAGGUCAGCAAUUGCAAGAGCUAAAUAGUCGCUUUAGUGAACGAACAACAGAGCUACUGACUUUAAGUGCAUCUUUGAGUUCUAUUGGUGGAUAUAAACACUUUAAUGUGGAAAAUAUUUGUCUCCUGGUAGAGAUAUACUAUCCCGAGGACUUUACAGAGUAUGAAAAAUCACAAUUGAAGUAUCAACUUCAACAAUUUUAUAGUGAUGUUCCUAAGCACCCGGAUAUGAAGGAUUUGAGUACCAUUACUGAUUUGUGUAGAAAUUUGGUGGAGACUAGGAAAUCAGUUUCUUAUCCAUUAGUUAAUAGUUUGAUUCGGCUUAUUUUGACCCUUCCGGUUAGCACAGCAACAACAGAAAGAGCUUUCUUGGCAAUGAAAAUUGUGAAAACUAGCCUUCGAAAUAAGAUGGAAGAUGACUUUCUUUCCGAUUACUUGCUAGUGUAUAUUAAUAAGGAGAUUGCCGUAAAAUUUGAAAUAAAGUCAAUUAUAGAUGACUUUUAUUCUAUGAAACGUAGGAGAGCUCGUGUUAAGUGA
Messenger RNA from Chenopodium quinoa (quinoa), 957 nucleotides. RefSeq lists its product as uncharacterized. The transcript has a single exon. The coding region runs from base 1 to 957 and encodes 318 amino acids. The record is from RefSeq and is a predicted model, not a curated record. Gene Ontology annotation, molecular function: protein dimerization activity. Lineage: Eukaryota; Viridiplantae; Streptophyta; Magnoliopsida; Caryophyllales; Amaranthaceae.